Paramormyrops kingsleyae is the source of this 528-nucleotide messenger RNA. The record is from RefSeq and is a predicted model, not a curated record. Lineage: Eukaryota; Metazoa; Chordata; Actinopteri; Osteoglossiformes; Mormyridae.
CAGCUGACGCUGGACCCCAACACAGCACACAGACACCUGUCUCUGUCAGAGGGGAACAGGAAGGUGACAUGGGGGGCAGAGCAGCCAUAUCCUGAUCAUCCAGAGAGAUUUGACAGCUGGGACCAAGUUCUGUGCAGAGAGAGCCUGACUGGUCGCUGUUACUGGGAGGCUGAGUGGAGUGGAUAUGGAGCUGAUAUAGGAGUGACUUAUGAAGGAAUCAGGAGGAAAGGAGGGAGCUAUGACUGUGCGCUUGGAUUCAAUGACAAGUCAUGGAUGCUGAUUUGCAAUCCUGACAGAUACUCUGUCCAUCACAAUAAUAACCAGACUGACAUACCCAUAGAGCCCUCAGAUUCCCACAGAGUAGGAGUGUAUCUGGACUGGGCAGCUGGUACUCUGUCCUUCUACAGGGUCUCCUCUGAUGGACUGACCCUCCUGUACAGCUUCACCUCCUCAUUCACUGAACCCCUCUAUCCAGGGUUUGGGGUUUAUUCUCUAAACUCCCCCGUGUCCCUGUGCAUGCUGGGAUAG